AUGGCCACUCUACCUGCGAUGGACAAGCGCACCUUUUGGUUUCGCGAUGCCAUCGUCUACCAAAUCUGGCCUGCUUCUUACAAGGACAGCAACAAUGAUGGUAUCGGCGAUAUUCAGGGUAUCAUCUCGACGCUCGACUACGUCGAAUCGCUAGGAGUCAACACGAUCUGGCUCUCACCGAUGUACGAGUCUCCCCAAGUCGACAUGGGCUACGAUAUCUCAGACUACCAGAACGUUUACGCUCCCUAUGGUACGCUGCAGGACAUGGACGAGCUGAUCCGUGAAUGCCAUGCGCGCGAGAUCAAGCUCAUCCUAGACCUCGUCAUCAAUCACACCUCUGAUCAGCAUGCAUGGUUUCAGGAGUCCAAGAAGAGCAAGGUCAGUCCUAAGAGGGACUGGUAUAUCUGGCGACCUGCCAAGUACGAUGCCAGGACGGGCGAGCGAAGGCCUCCGAACAAUUGGAGAGGUGCCCUCAAUCAAUCUGCUUGGACGUGGGAUGAAGCAACGCAGGAAUAUUACCUGCACCUUUUCACACCGCAACAGCCCGAUCUCAAUUGGAGUAACGUGGAAUGUCGACGCACGCUGUACAGCGACACAAUCGAGUUCUGGCUUAAAAGAGGCAUCAAUGGUUUCAGAGUCGACACGGUGAACCUGUACAGCAAGCCGAUGGAUUUUCCCGACGCACCCAUCACAGAUCCUAAUGCUGAGUGGCAGAUGGGUGACACAGUCUUCUGCAACGGUCCCAGGAUGCACGAAUAUCUGCAAGAAAUGGGUGUCAUCUUCGCUAAAUACGAUGCCAUGACGGUGGGCGAGCUACCGAGCACGCCAAAGAUCGAGGACGUGCUUCGGUACAUCUCGGCAGAACGCAACGAACUGAGCCAAGUUUUCCAGUUCGAUAUCUCUACCCUGGGAAGAGACGAGAACGAUUUUUAUGCGACGCAUCCGUUCUCGCUCCAGGAGCUCAAGGAGGUGGUGGAAAAGUGGCAACGAUACGUUGAGGGUACAGACGCAUGGCCAACCGUGUUCUUGGAGAACCACGAUCUGCCCAGAGCCAUCAGCAAAUACGCUUCAGACCGACCAGAGUUUAUCGCGGCGAGUGGAAAGAUGCUCGCACUGAUGGAGAUCGGUCUCACCGGAACGCUUUACAUCUACCAAGGACAAGAGAUCGGAAUGACAAACGUGCCAAAGGCUUGGGCUCACGAAGAGUACAAGGAUGUAAUUGCCGUCAACUAUUACCGAGAUGCAGUGACACGCUCGGGAGGAGAUGAGAAGGUGCUGAAAAAGACACUCGAAGAUAUCAAUAAGCAAGGCAGGGACAGCGCACGCACACCAGUCCAGUGGAGCUCAGAGCCAAAUGGCGGAUUCAGCACUGAUCCGAACACUGUACCUUGGAUGAGAACCAACGACAACUACACGAGCAUCAACGUAGCUGCUCAGGAGAAAGACGACCAGUCGGUGCUAGCAUUUUAUCGCAAAGGACUAGCACUCAGGAAGGAAUAUGCCUGCUUGCUUGCGAGAGGAGAGUUUAGGCUGUUGGACAGGGAGAACCAGCAGGUGUUGAAAUACCUCAAGAUUCCAGAAGGUGGUCAAGAAGACGAUAACGGCCAAAGGGUCUUUGUUGUGCUCAAUUUCUCCAACUGCCCGCAGGAAUAUACGGUGCCAGAAGAGGCUGGGGGAAACAAGGCAUCGAUGCUUGUUGAGACUCUCGAGAAGGGUGAGCCAGGCAAGUUGAGGCCGUGGGAGGGAAGAAUGUACCUCUACCGACCCUGA
Messenger RNA from Mycosarcoma maydis (corn smut), 1770 nucleotides. RefSeq names its product putative alpha-glucosidase (maltase). Bases 1 to 1770 code for a protein of 589 amino acids. Gene Ontology annotation, biological process: oligosaccharide catabolic process. Lineage: Eukaryota; Fungi; Basidiomycota; Ustilaginomycetes; Ustilaginales. The record is from RefSeq and is a predicted model, not a curated record. Gene Ontology annotation, molecular function: alpha-amylase activity. The transcript has a single exon.